AGGUGUCUGAUGCAGGGGACUAUCACUGUACCGCUGAGAACAUAGUGGGACGACAGCAGAGAAGAGCCACCCUCACCAUCUCUGCCGAAGAUGACCCAGCUGAUAGAGAAAGGCAGCAUAGACAGAUUGUGUCUGCAGUGAAUAAUAAUGAGGUCACAAAGACUGAAGCAGAGCAGAGAACUCCCCUGUCCAGUAAUGACCUGAGUUUAGUUCAGCAUUCUGAGAUGACCCACUCACAUGUCUCCCUACAGGGAGGAAGCACAGUCCGAGCAACUCAAAGAGACUCAAGCAAUGACAUCACCCAGGUGUCUACUCCUGACACUCUACGACUGCUCUCAUCUCUCAGGCAGACAGCUUUAGGACUAGCAGGUCUCUUCAGAGGACAAACAGGACUGCUGGUGCCACCUGACCUUCACUCUCUGCUCCCAUUGGACCUGGCCUCGGCCAAUCCAACCCAGCCCCCAGUCACACAGAUCCAGCAUCCAGUGCUACAACCCCCACCUCCACCUCUAUUUGAACCCUUAGACCUACUCACCCAGCCUUCAGUAACUCAUAGAGUCAUCUCACUCUCUCAGAUUCAAAUAAUACAUAAGCAGCCAACAUUAACACACAACCCACCCCCAGUGACACAACGGCAGGUUUUAGUCCCACAUAGCCAAUCUCCAUUAACACAGUCCGUAUCCCAAAGCCUCCACAACCAGCCAUCAGUCAUGCAUAUCCAGCGUCAAGUCACUGAGCAACCAAUUAAACCCCUAAACCACAUUGGCAGUAUUACCCAGUCUCUGGUCUCACUCCCGCAGCCUCCAGACUCUCCCAGCCACCCUUCUGAUCCCUUUACCCAGCGUCCUGAUUCUCUUACCCAGCCCAAAGAACCUUUGACUCAGUCUCUACUCAUACAAAGCCUGCAUGCUCCCGACUCAAUCACUCAAACCCACCGUCCUGGAACUCAAAGUAAUCCUUCAGACCCACAUAUCCAGGAUCCUAGCACCAUCACCCUGUUUUCACUCUCACAAACCCAGACUCAACCAUCCAAAACUCAGCCUGAACCUACACAAACCCAGCGUACAGAUCUCCUCACCCAGCCUUCAGGCUCAAACACCCAUCUUCCUGACCUGAUCACCAUACCCCCCACCCCUGACCCCCAGGGCCCUAGUGCCCCCUAUGCCUCCACCCCAGACCACCUGCAGCAGAACACGAGCCAGCCUGCUAACCCAGCUCAUCCAGCCAAACCAACCAGGCCCAAUGACACAGAGCCCACAGAGUGGCUGAAGAGGAACACCUCUCAGUCCCCCAUGAGGACCAACGAGGACCCCAGAGUAAAGCCUCCUCCUCCGUGGCUUCCAGUACUGCAGAAACAUGACAUCCCCAUCGUGGUGGGAGUGGGCGUGUCUAUGGCCUUCAUCUUCAUCACCAUGGCCUUCUACUCCCUGGUCCAGAAGAACGAGCCUGUCCCCACUAUUAGAACCUUGUCUUCCACAGUUCCCAGGAACCUGGGCGUCCCAUGCAGACAUGCUGAACGUCUGGACACUGGGAGGACCUAUGAGAACAGGGCGUUUGAGGAUGAUGAUUUGGUGGCUGUGAUUGAACAAAGCCCCAACACAUCAGAUACACGUGCCAGGCCUCCUGCCCCCAGCCCAGUCACUGUGAUGAUAGACCCUGCCUCUGAUGAGACACAGCCCCCGCACACUCCAGAACACUCGUUCAUAGCAGAGACCUACCCUGAGCCCAGCGAAGACACACAGCAGCUGUCUGGAUCCUCUCCACCUCAGGUUGACCCCUUCCUGGAUGAAGAGAAGGAAUGCAGCCUGUCUCACCCCAGCAUCCAGCUGCAGUGUGUGGAGGACUGGGGGGGCGGAGGAGUAGAAUACGGACAAUGCCAGGGCCAAGAAAUCUUACCCCAUCCCCCCUCUCUCUCUCCUUCCCCCCCUCCUGCGCGUGAGGAAAGCCUGCGCUCCUCCCUGACCCUCCAGACCGCUGAGCCCUAUGCCACGCCGGUCCGCCACAGCGUCAGCAUCUGCCACGGUAAUGCCCCCCUCCUCCUCUCCCACUGCAUCUCCCUGGGGCUUACCACCGUCGCCGUUGAUGUCCACUUCUACCCAGCAGCCCCUGCUUCCACCACCACCACGACUGUGGCAGCCGUCACCCAGAUCAAUGCUACUGCCGCUGCUGCUCCAGGGCCCCAGCUCAGCUCCCGAUUGGCCCAUAGUCAGGAGUAUGACCAAUCGGCUCCUAGCGUGCGCCAGAGUAAGUAACUAGAUAUUGGGAAAGGCAGAUGGAGAGAUUAUUCCAACACAGAUGUUGCCAUUAGUCCCCACUGGAGAGUUUGGCUAGAUUGUUGGUCUUCACAUUUCAACUGUCUUGUUCUGUCGGUGGUGAGGAGAAUGUGUGUGUAUGAGAAAGAGGGAUCCAUCUGGAUUCUGGAACCAUCCACUGAAGACUAUAGGACAACAGCCUUUACUCUGAUGCCUACACAUACCGUACCAGUCAACUACAAAUGUGUCAAUAACAUACAGUAAUUUCAAUGUAUUCUGUUUCUGUCCUUCGCAAAGAAAAAUCAUGAGAAUAAUUUAUUCAUAUUUAUUAUUUCUGCUCAGUUUUCUAUUUUCUUACUACUGAAGUCUUUGAAUAGGGAAACAAUGUAUUAUGGCUUCAAUGUGUAUUAAAAAUGUCAGUUACAUAAUGGUUCUUUAGGCCUAAAAUAAUGCAUUCAUAGGAAGCAAAAACAAUAUGUAAUAUAGGCAAAAAAGUAUUAACUGCUUCCAUAAUAUUCUACAUGCCAUGGUUUCUGACUUUACUGAAUAUAUAUAGUGUUGUGUACAUGUCCAUUAUAUUUAUAUACUUCAUAAACUAGUUUGAAUGUGGCAAAUACAUUUUUAUCAGUUGUAUAUUCUACAAUGAAAAGGCCAAGGAGAAAACAGCAGUGUACAAAAUAUUGCAAUCUUUGUUGCUGUACACUUCCUAUUCAGGUAACCCUCUCUCUCUCUGUUGGGCCAUAAACAGACUGUUACUUCUGUGCUGAAACCAAAGGAAGAUGUUAUGACGACAGGGCUUAAGUCCCAACUGAGACCCAGCGGACCCAAAAUUGAGAUGAUCAGUGAUUUUGUGUUUUCAUUAUCUGGAUCAGUUCACUUUAUGUUCAGUGAAAUGUCUCAAUUUCAUGAAUUUCCUUUUCUACUGCCAUGAAUUCAUCCCUCAGACAUUACUGUGUAACAAUUUAGAAUUCUGUUUUUCCAGUAUUUAUCACUGUAUUUGUUUCAACAACAUGUACAGUAUCAAUUGUUGCUAACAAUUACAAUGUCAACAGAAGUGAUUGUAAACAAAGGUUUUUAUUUUGUAAUCUUACAUAUUUAUUUUGGUGGAUAAAAAUAUCAAUCUUUAGUGAUCUUGUUACCUUUUGUAUGGGUGAUAAAAUAGCAACUAAAAAUAUUAAAGUUAUUUGACACAGAUCUAACAUUCACAUUCUGUGAAGUAAAA
Salvelinus sp. IW2-2015 is the source of this 3474-nucleotide messenger RNA. Its product is annotated as RNA-binding protein 33-like. The record is from RefSeq and is a predicted model, not a curated record. NCBI's taxonomy places the organism in Eukaryota, Metazoa, Chordata, Actinopteri, Salmoniformes, Salmonidae.